Beauveria bassiana ARSEF 2860 is the source of this 462-nucleotide messenger RNA. RefSeq lists its product as uncharacterized. Bases 1 to 462 code for a protein of 153 amino acids. The record is from RefSeq and is a predicted model, not a curated record. The transcript has a single exon. NCBI's taxonomy places the organism in Eukaryota, Fungi, Ascomycota, Sordariomycetes, Hypocreales, Cordycipitaceae.
AUGGCGACCGACCGCGACGACCACUUUCACGGCUUCGGGACGAGACCAGCCGGAACAAACACCACGACGGUCACGAACGACAUUAGCAACCACCACAAUCGUGCCGGUGGCCGCUCAAAAAGCAGCUCCCUCCUACCCUUUCGGCACCACGCCUCGAGCUCUUCGGAGGACGGCUCAAGCUACCGGCACAACGGAGGGCGCUUCCACCAGGGCCGCAAGCUGUUCGACCGGACGGCCAAGACGCGAGGCCAUAGGAGCAUGGCUAGCAGCGGCGAGGGCGGCGGCGGCGUGUGGCGAGAAUACCGCCGCCAUGCUCGGAGUCAGUCGUCACAAGGCUCCGGCAGCGGCACCGACGAGCACUCGCCGACUGACUUGACGACGUCGUUUUCCUCCAUGACCAAGGAAGAAUUCGAGGCACUACCCGCCACGAUACAAAGAAAGGUGAGCCGAAAAUUGAUUUAA